AUGGCUGACAGCGACUGGGACUCCGUUACUCGUAUUGGCAGCAAGAACCGCGGUGGCCCCGUCCAACGCGAGACUGUCGUCAAGGGCCGAAGCGCUCUUAACGCUGCCCAGCGAUCUGGACUGGUCGUUGGCACUGAAAAGAAAUAUGCCACCGGUAAUGUUGCUGGUCGCGCAGGCGCCCCUGAAGGCCAACACCUAACCAAAGUCGACCGAAGCGACGACAUCAUCAAGCCCAAGACAGUCGGUGCACAAGUAGGCGACGCCAUCAAGCGCAGGAGGAACGAGGAGGGCUACAAAAUGACUCAAAAGGAACUCGCCACCAAGUGCAAUACAACAGUUACUAUUGUUCAGGACAUGGAGCGCGGCACCGCUACUCCAGACCAGAAAGUGCUCAGUGCGAUGGAACGUGUGCUCAAUGUUAAGCUACGGGGUAGUGACAUUGGUGCCGAGAAGUUUCCUAAGAAGAAGUAA
Talaromyces atroroseus is the source of this 471-nucleotide messenger RNA. RefSeq names its product Multiprotein-bridging factor 1. The coding region runs from base 1 to 471 and encodes 156 amino acids. The record is from RefSeq and is a predicted model, not a curated record. The transcript has 2 exons. NCBI's taxonomy places the organism in Eukaryota, Fungi, Ascomycota, Eurotiomycetes, Eurotiales, Trichocomaceae. Gene Ontology annotation, cellular component: nucleus. Gene Ontology annotation, molecular function: DNA binding.